Molecule: messenger RNA, 1967 nt
Organism: Pelagomonas calceolata
Lineage: Eukaryota; Pelagophyceae; Pelagomonadales; Pelagomonadaceae
Source: the annotation of a GenBank genome assembly
CAGGCACGAUGCAUAGCUAAGACCGCAUGUUAGUACGGACAAGGCCUAGCCUUGCAGCCUGCUCUGUCCCCUACUUGAAUGUGCUCGAAAUUAGCGAGAAUCCUCGCUAGGCAGGACCCCUGCUGCUGAAAGCAAGGGCGUACUGUAAAAGCACUUGUCGGCGGCGCGGCGCCGCUGCGAAGGAGAGGCGUCGAAAAGCACCCGGCGGCGCGGCGCCGCUGCGAAGGAGAGCCGUCGUCUUGCGCGCGCCUCAAACGAUGCGUCCGCGCGCCUGGCUCGACGAAAACCGCAAGCGCACGGGCGUCUUCGGCACGGCGCUGCGCGUGCCGCUCAUGCUCGCGGUCUUCGCGAACCUGCUGUCGAGCUGCGCCGUGGUGCUGGUCAACAAAUGGCUCGUGGCGCAGCACCGGUUCGACCACAUUAUCUUUCUCACGAGCUGCCAGAUGGCCUUCACCGCCGCGGGCAUGCGGGUCAUGCUGCGGUGCGGCGUCUUCGCGUACAAGGCCUGCGAACGGCGGACGGUGGUCCGCGUCGCCGGCGCCAGCCUUCUGGCCAUGGCCUUCAUGAACCUGAACCUCAAGCAGAACUCGGUGGGCUUCUUCCAGAUGACCAAGCUGGCCUGCAUCCCCUGCACGUUGGCGACGCAGUACCUGGCGGGCGACCGGUUCCCGGACGGCGCGACGCUGGCGACGCUCGUGCCCCUCGUGGGCGGGCUCUACGUCGCCGAGGUCCACGACCACACCGUGACGCCGCUCGGCACGCUCUACGGCGCCGUCGCGGUCGUCGCGACGGUGCUCGCGCAGCGCGCCACCGCCUCGUCGGCAACCAGCGCGCCAAUCAAAUUUGUGGCGGCGCGGAGUGCGCCCGACUCGCUGGUUGGUUUGCGCACAGGUCGCAGCGGCGGCUCCGCGUCGACUCGAACCAGCUGCUCUACCACACGUCGCCCCUGAUCGCCCUGGCGAUGCUCGCCGCGUCCCCCCUGUGCGACGACGUCGCCCAUCUGGCGGCGCUCGACUGGACCGCCGACCUCCGGGGCGACGUCCUCUGGUCCUGCGCUGUGUGGAAAUCAACCAGUGAGUUAUGUUAUCCUGAGAAAUAUUGCGUGGACUUCGUGAGCCUCCACGCCAUCGAGCCGACGUGGCCACGGGGACAAUGUCGCGUCGAUGGCGUGGAAUCGCCACGCCAUCGCGCAGACGCAGCUACGGAAAGCACGUGCGUGGGGCGCCCGAAAUUUGAUUUCCACACAGGUCCUGCGGGCUCGCGCUCGCCGCGAACGUGUCGAACUACUACGUGCUCGGCCGCACGAGCCCGCUAACGUACCAGGUGCUGGGCCACGUCAAGACGAUCGCCACGAUCGGCUUCUCGGUCGUGGUCUUCGGCCUCGAGACGAACGCGAAGAACCUGCUGGGUCUUUUCGUGGCGAUGGUCGGCGUCGUGUCCUACACCGAGGUCACGCGGCGGGCCAGCGUCGCGCGCGAGCGGCGGCGCCUGCGCGACGAGCCCACGGAAGCGGCGCCCGCGCCGGCGGCGCCCCAGGCGCGGGAGGGGCGGCCGAAGCGGCCAGACCUGCGGGCGCCCGCGUCGCCGACGUCGCCGCUGCUGCCGGCAUAGUUGAGUUGUGUUCGUUUUAAGUUGUUGUUGUCACGGUUUUCGCUAGACUCGGGCGGCGUUUUAUGGGGAGACAAUCCCUUUCCCCCGUUUUAAUAAGCGCCCACGAGGCGAGACCUCUCGAGGCAGUUUGGAGCGGUGGUUCCGGGUUUUUUUUGCCCAGAUUUGCAUAUCUGCUCUUUUUACGCCCCGGCUCUCUCUCUCGAUUCGGCGGCCGCUACAAGCUCGCCUCUCAACUACUUCUCUUCGCCCGCGCAAGGGCGCGACCAGCGCUCAAACCCUCAGUCAAAGUUCUCUGCCGGCCCUCUCUCAUUUUGCAGCGCGCGCCUCGCAAAAAGUUCCCGUUGAAUUCAAAACAC